GCGGCAUUUCAGCAGGGAGAUUUUCACCAGAAAUGACUGGAUUUGUGGGUGCAACAGGAAGAAUGCCCUUUUCUGCUUUCCUUGCAUACUUUUCGGCGGUAGGUGUUACAGAUUUAGUGCACCUGAGUGAAAAAAUUAAGAAGCAUGAAAACUCUGAAACACAUCUUCAUAAUUCGAUGGAAUUGGCUUUAUUGGGGAUUGAUAACAUCAGAGCUCAGUUAGAUUUAGCAUAUUGGAGAAAUAUACAACAGCAUAAUGAUACCGUUACAAAAAGCAGAAGAGAAAAACCGAGCCAGCGCAAGUAAAACGGCUAUCGAUAAUUUUGAAAAAUGUAUUGUCGAUGUGAGAAAUAAAAUUGAUGACAUAAAUGAAGCCAAAAGUAUUUGCACUGAACCCCAAGGAAACAAAAGGAGAUAUAAUAGCAGUCACGAUGACCGAGUUGCUGCAUUAGAAGUAUGCGACAAUAUAAUUUCAAUUCAAAGAUCAUUUGGUAGCCACAUCCCUUUUUUCCCCCCUGAACACUUUGGAGAAUACUAUGGUAAGUUUCCUGAUGACAAGUUGGAAUCUACCUGCUUGGCUUAUCCCGAAUUAGAAAAAAGUCGUUUAAAGACAGAGCUGUCUGUUAUUUAUGCACGGAAUGAUUGCCGAGAUUUACAUGGAACUCUGUCUCUUUUGAAAUUUUUUAUAAAAAAUAGUUUGUAG
Acanthoscelides obtectus is the source of this 702-nucleotide messenger RNA. The record is from the annotation of a GenBank genome assembly. Lineage: Eukaryota; Metazoa; Arthropoda; Insecta; Coleoptera; Chrysomelidae.